Molecule: messenger RNA, 3820 nt
Organism: Sinocyclocheilus rhinocerous
Lineage: Eukaryota; Metazoa; Chordata; Actinopteri; Cypriniformes; Cyprinidae
Gene: rc3h1b
Product: ring finger and CCCH-type domains 1b
Exons: 19
Coding region: 367-3660 (1097 amino acids)
Biological process (GO): nuclear-transcribed mRNA catabolic process, deadenylation-dependent decay; ubiquitin-dependent protein catabolic process; protein polyubiquitination
Cellular component (GO): cytoplasmic stress granule
Molecular function (GO): mRNA binding; ubiquitin protein ligase activity; metal ion binding
Source: RefSeq, a predicted model, not a curated record
CCGGUACUCAACCGUUUCUUCUCUUCCUCGAUUAACUCGAGCGCUGCCGCUGCCGGUUGUACUCCCCGAACUACUUCGGCAACCCGUUGUAAUGGUCGACAUGGCGACCGAGGAAAUAAUCAAGCAUUUUCUUAAGAAAAGAUGAAGAUAGCCGAGACACAGUUUCAGGUUUCACACCAUGUGAUGAUCACCCGGGACGUGUGAACUUAAGAACUCCUGUGUUCAGAAGAUUUUUUGAUUCCAGUGGAAUCUUUCGUUUUUUUCCAUCUAUUAUUCCCUUUUUGUUAAAUGACACACCCGAUCACACAUACACCCCAAAAGAGAAACCCCCCCACCAUUGUUUACAUGUAGAACAACCUUGCUACGAUGCCUGUACAAGCUCCACAAUGGACAGAGUUUUUACUGUGCCCCAUAUGCACCCAGACGUUCGAGGAAACGGUGCGUCGGCCCAUCAGUUUGGGUUGUGGCCACACCGUUUGCAAGAUGUGCCUCAACAAGCUGCACCGCAAAGCUUGUCCAUUUGACCAGACGGCCAUCAACACUGACAUCGAGCAGCUGCCUGUCAACUCUGCCCUGCUACAGCUGGUUGGGGGUCAGGUGCCCAAACAGCAACCUGUGGUGUUCAUUACAUGUCCAGAGGACACCAAGCAUUAUGAUGAGGCACGGCAGUGUGUUGAGGAGCUGGCCCUCUACCUCAAACCCCUCAGCAGUGCACGAGGAUUGGGGUUGAGUAAUGCUGCUCAGAGCAUGCUGAGCCGCCCCAUGCAGAGGAAGCUGGUGACUCUGGUGCACUGUCAGCUGGUGGAAGAGGAAGGACGGGUCAGGGCCAUGCGGGCAGCCCGUUCUCUGGGUGAAAGGACUGUUACUGAGCUCAUUCUGCAGCACCAAAACCCCCAGCAGCUCUCCUCCAACCUAUGGGCUGCUGUCAGAGCCAGAGGCUGCCAGUUCCUGGGCCCUGCCAUGCAGGAGGAGGCACUAAAGCUGGUGCUGUUGGCUUUGGAAGAUGGAUCCGCUCUUUCCAGGAAGGUUCUGGUCCUCUUUGUGGUCCAGAGACUGGAACCAAGAUUUCCUCAGGCCUCCAAAACCAGUAUUGGACAUGUAGUUCAGCUCCUCUACCGUGCCUCCUGCUUCAAGGUGACUAAGCGAGAUGAGGAUUCAUCAUUAAUGCAGUUGAAAGAGGAAUUCCGCACGUAUGAGGCACUUCGGCGGGAACACGACUCUCAGAUUGUUCAAAUCGCAAUGGAGGGAGGGCUCCGCAUCGCGCCCGAUCAGUGGUCUUCUCUGCUGUAUGGAGACCAGUCUCAUAAGUCUCACAUGCAGUCCAUCAUUGACAAGCUGCAGACCCCAGCAUCGUUUGCUCAGAGCGUGCAGGAGCUGACCAUCGCACUGCAGAGGACGGGUGACCCUGCCAAUCUCAACCGGCUGAGACCUCACCUCGAGUUACUCGCUAACAUCGACCCUAGUCCAGAUGCUCCUCCUCCGACCUGGGAGCAGCUGGCGAAGGGGCUGGUGGGGGUAAAGACUGUGGUGCACGGCCUAGUGGACUUCAUCCAGAACCACAGCAAAAAGGGUGCCGACACGCAGCAGCCUCCACAGCACAGCAAAUACAAGACGUACAUGUGCAGAGACAUGAAACAGAAAGGAGGCUGUCCCAGAGGAGCUAGCUGCACCUUCGCCCAUUCUCAGGAGGAGCUGGAAAAGUACCGUAAAAUGAACAAACGUCUUGCUGCACGAGUGCCCUGCACCCCUGGCCUGCUGCCUGAGGAGGUGGUCCCACUGGAGCCUGGGCGAAAGGCCUCUACACUUACCAACGGGGCCCCUCUUCCCCAGCUCAUCCCCAGAGGCACAGACCCCUCAACAUAUGACCUCUUACUCAAGCCCAAGAUGGACGCCAUUAGCCGGAGCGCUCCUGGGUCACCACCCGACACUUUGGAUAAAUCUAGCUUGGCCCUGACAUCCCACCCUGUGCCUCACCCCAGGGCAGAGCACUUACCCAUGCUCAAGCAGGUGUCAGUCAUGCCCAGAGGUGCACCACAGAUGUAUCCACAACAGCAGCCCGAGCUCUUCUAUCCAGAGCCCACCAGACCUCCUCCCUCAGGAUCUCAGUAUGAUGCUCAGUAUCCAACAGGCAACCCCUACCCAUACCAACCUCCACCGUAUGUCCCUCCCCGCUAUAUACGUAAUCCGCCUCCCCCAGGCGAGUCUGCAGUGCCACCUUACCCAGAGCCCUACCCGGGUUACAUCCCAGAUCGCCAAUAUCCAAGCCACCACUCUGGUCCCCCUUUCUCAUCCCACACAUAUGCACCAGCCUCCCAUUACAGUCGCAGACAUGGACACUAUCCUGUACCCCCACCUCAGUUUGCCCCGCCCAGAGACGACUUGGUCAGGAUGAGCCCAGUUCCUCUGGACAUUCCACCAGCCGCUAUGCCUCCACCUCCAGCAGGGGCUGCAGGUUCUCUGUACCACCCCCAGGAAGCGUCAUCCAGAGACAGAUACCCACCGGAGGGGUACUAUCCUCCUGGACCGCACCCCAGCCAAAUGCGGUCCCACAUAGGACAGGACCCGUACAGCCGCUCUCAGCCCAGUCUGGAUGACUUGCAUCGCAGGCGCAAAGAGCUGCUUGUCCAGCUAGAGGAGAGAAAAGUCAUCUCUCCUCCCCCCUUUGCUGCCUCCCCGACUCUCCCUACACACCCGUUCCCCAACGACUACCCUCGGGAGUAUUUGGAGGACGGCUCUAAAGCCUUUGGAAGUCGGGAGCCGGACUACGCUGGGCAGUAUUCCCCCUGGUCAUGUGACACCAUAGGAUCAUACAUUGGCUCCAAGGAUGCUAAACCAAAAGAUGUCAGUAGUGCUGUGGAGAUGAUGAAUGCAGAGGGGAAAGUUCUCCGUGAACCUCCACUGGACACCCAGCGGCGCUCUGCAGAAGCCAAAGACGACGAUCCCAUCAUUCCCUUUGGUCCUCUGCCCACAGUGUCUCCUUUUGGUGCCAUUUCACGUACCUCUAAAACGGGUUACCAGACCACUGUGCCUGUACAGGCCAUAGCAUCCUCACAGGCCUCGGGCUCCAAACACAUGACCAUGACAGCAGACUAUCCAUAUGGAAACCACAGUGGAUGGGGAGGAGCGUCGUACCCUCAGCACCAGAGCAUUAACUCUCAGGGACACUUCAGCGAGCGUCUGCCAGUGUCUGCCCCUGACCGCGAGCAGCUCAAGAUUGAGCUCCAGCAAGUCAACCAACAGAUCAGUCAGCAGACACGCGGCAUGGAGGCGUGUGCGCUGGCAUCUCAGCCUGCGGCUGGAGUGAAGUGGUCUUCAGGUGGCACUGUGUCUAGUGAGCAGCUCAGCCUGGAGCUUGAUCACGUAGAGCUGGAGAUCAAAAAGAGAACCCGUGAAAUCACCAUUGAGAACCAGGUGGCCCAUGAAUACAAGCUGAAGGCCGCUGAGAAUGGGCAGACUGACCAUAAAGCCCAGCUGGAGGAACUCUCUUUAGCAUUGGGUGAGGUGUCUAAUGGAUCCAGUGGCAUGAAGCCAGCCAGUAGUAUGGGUGGAUCUAUGCUCUCGCUGACCAAUAAGACGUCUUCUCUCACGCUCUGCUCCGCUGACCAAGCAGCGAGUAGCUCAGACCUUCAAAAGAAUGGUGUUGUUCACUCUUGCUCUUGAGUGCACACACACACACACACACACAGACAGACAACCUCUCCAGAGGUCAAUAUUCCUUCUCAGAGGGCUUUGAAAUUAAUCUCUUGACUAAUUCGAACCAGUUUCAAGAGACACAAGAUGUGUUUUUAAUAUUCAGACGGAGCUGAUAUGAGGGACACAC